Molecule: messenger RNA, 3203 nt
Organism: Pan troglodytes (chimpanzee)
Lineage: Eukaryota; Metazoa; Chordata; Mammalia; Primates; Hominidae
Gene: CALCB
Product: calcitonin related polypeptide beta
Exons: 5
Coding region: 93-476 (127 amino acids)
Biological process (GO): regulation of cytosolic calcium ion concentration; adenylate cyclase-activating G protein-coupled receptor signaling pathway
Cellular component (GO): extracellular region
Molecular function (GO): calcitonin receptor binding; hormone activity
Source: RefSeq, a predicted model, not a curated record
CGCGGGGAAGGCGCCCACAGCAGGUGUGGUGUUCAUCCCGGGUCGACCGGCCGCUCGCGCUGCCCUGAAACUCUAGUCGCCAGAGAGGCGGCAUGGGUUUCCGGAAGUUCUCCCCCUUCCUGGCUCUCAGUAUCUUGGUCCUGUACCAGGCGGGCAGCCUCCAGGCGGCGCCAUUCAGGUCUGCCCUGGAGAGCAGCCCAGACCCGGCCACACUCAGUAAAGAGGACGCGCGCCUCCUGCUGGCUGCACUGGUGCAGCACUAUGUGCAGAUGAAGGCCAGUGAGCUGAAGCAGGAGCAGGAGACACAGGGCUCCAGCUCCGCUGCCCAGAAGAGAGCCUGCAACACUGCCACCUGUGUGACUCAUCGGCUGGCAGGCUUGCUAAGCAGAUCAGGGGGCAUGGUGAAGAGCAACUUCGUGCCCACCAAUGUGGGUUCCAAAGCCUUUGGCAGGCGCCGCAGGGACCUUCAAGCCUGAGCAGAUGAAUGACUCCAGGAAGAAGGUGUGUCCUAAAUCCAAUGACAUAUCCUUAUAAGAGAUUCACUCAGAAGACACAUGUGGAGAAGGUGACAUGACAGAGGCAAGGAGGCACAAGCCAAGGAAGUCUGUGUCUACCAGAAGCCAGAAUCACAGAACAGUCUCUGGAAGAAGAGCAGCCCUGCUGACACCUAGAGUUUGGACUUCCAGCUUCCAGAACUGUGAGAGAAUAAUUUCUGUUGUUUUAAGCCACAAAGUUUGUGGUAAUUUGUUAUGACAGCCCUAGGAAACUAAUACAAUACAUUUUCAUUUAUUUUGGGUAAAUGCCUUGGAGUGGGAUUGCUGGGUUAUUUGGAAAGUGUGUAUUUAACUCUGUAAGAAACUGCCAAACUAUUUUCUGAAGUGACUGUAACCACUUCGCCUUCUUGCCAGCCACGUAUGAGAGCUCUAGUAUUUCCACAAAUAGGUAUGUAGCAGUAUCUCAUUGCUGUUUUAAUUUGUAUUUCCCUAAUGACUAAUGACGUUGAGCAUCUAUUUUACCAUAUGUUUAUCACCUUUAUUGAAGGGUCUGUUUAAAUCUUCUGCUAAAUUUUUGUUGGCUUGCUUGCUUUAUUAGUGUUGAGUUUUUAGAGCUCUUUAUAUGUUGUGGAUGCAAGAUUGUUUUCAGAUAUAUAGUUUGGAAACUUCCUUCCCCUGAAUCUGCGGAUUGCUUUUUCAUUUUCUUAGCAGUGUCUCUCACAGAGAAAAAGUUGUAAUUUGAAUAAGAUCCAAUUCAUCUUUUUUUUUUCUUUUAUGUAUUGUGCUUUUAGUUCAUGUCUAAGAACUCUUUGCCUAACUAAGGUCCCAAGGUCACAAUAACCUUAUUCUAUACUUUUUUGUAAAAGUUUUAAGUUUUAUAUUUUAUAUGUAGAUUAGUGAUCUAUUUUGAGUUAAUUUUUGUAUAAGGUGAGAGGUGUAGGUUGAAAUUCAUACCUGUGAAUAUAGAUACCCAAUUGUUUCAGUGCCAUUUGUUAAAAAGACUGUUAUUUCACCAUUUAAUUGCCCCUGCACCUUUGUCAAAAAGCAACUGAUCAUAUUUGUGUGGGUAUAUUUCUGGGUUCUCAAUUCUGUCUCAUUGAUUGAUUUGACCAUUCUUUUGCCAAUGUCAUACUGCCUUGAUUAGUGUAGUGUUAAAGUGAAUCUCAAAACCAGGUAAUGUGGGUCUACCAACAUUGUUCAUUCUUGUUCAAAAAGAUUUUAGCUACAUCUAAAAUAUUUUCUACAUCUUUUAUACAUUUUAGAAUCAGUGUGUUAAUAUCUACAAAAUUUCUGAUGAGAUUUUUAAUGGGAUUGUGUUAAAUCAGUGGGUUAAUUUUGGGAGAAUUAGCAUAUUAAUAAUAUUAAGUCGUUCAAUUCAUGAACACAAUACAUGUUUUCACUUAUUUAGGUUUUCUCUGUUUUUUUUUUUUAACAGUGUUCUCAGUUUUCAACAGAAAUAUUCUACACAUAUCUUGUUAGAUUUUUAACUAUUUUAUUUUUUGGUGCUAAUGUAAAUGGUACUUAAACAUUUUUGUUUUUAAUUGUUCAUUGCUAGUAGAUAGAAAUACAAUAUUUAAAAUAUUAACAUUGUAUUCUGUGACCUUGCUAAACUCAAUUAUUCAUUCUAUGAGGUUUUUUUUGUUGUUGUUUCUUUCAGGGUUUUCUAUGUAGACAGUUAUGUUUUCUUCUAGUAGAGUUAGUUUGAGUUCUCCCUUUCACAUCAGCUUAUCUUUCAUUUCUUUUUCUUGACAUAUUACUCUGUAUAUAACUUCCAGUAUGAUGUUGAAUUGGAGUAAUAAGUGCAGACAUCCUACUCAAUCGUUGUGGUGAUAUUAAAGAAAAGUCCAUACAUUCUUUGGUACUACUUCCUUUAAAAUUGGGAGUCAACAUCCCCUUCCCUUAAGUGUAAAUUCUAUUGACUGAUUUGCUUCUAACAAUAGAAUGUGACAGAGGAGAUGGUAUGUGACAUGUGCUUAGAGCAUAUAAGGUAUUAUAAUAUCCUCCUUGCUUUCUUUCUUGGGUUACUUGCUCUGGGGGAAGUCAGAUGACUUGUGAAGACAUUCAAGCACCUGUGAGAGGCCUACAUAGCAUGGAACUGAGGCGUCCUGACAAUAGCCAUGUGUGAGCAAAGUGGGGUUGCAAUCAGCUUCGUUGGCGCCAGUUAAGCCUUCAUAUGACUGUAGCCCCAGUGGAUACCCUGCCUGCAGCCUCAUGAGAGACCUUGAACAAGCACCACCCAGCUAAGUCAUUUCUAAAUUCCUAACCCACAGAAACUAUGACCAAAAAAAAUUGUUGUUUUAAGCCACUAAGCUUUGGGGUAGUUUGUUACAUAGCAAUAAAUAAUACAGUCUUUCAACAUUAAACAUAUUAGGUAUAAAUUUUUUAAUAGAUGCUCUUCAUCAGGUUAAGAACAUUCCCUUUGAUAUCUAAUUUGCUGAGAGUGUUUUUUUUAUCAUUAUGGAUUAAUAUGAGAACUUUUGUGGAAGCUAAAUGAUGAGAAUACAUGGACACAUAGAGGGGAACAACACACACUGGGGCUUAUUGGAGGGUGGAAGGUGGGAGGACAGAGAGAAUCAGGAAAAAUAACUAAUGGAUACUAGGUUUAAUACCCAAGUGAUGAAAUAAUCUAUACAACAAACCCCCAUGACACACAGUUAUCUAUGUAACAAACCUGCACAUCCUGCACUUGUACCCCUGAACUUUAAAGUU